This is a messenger RNA of Arabis nemorensis, 381 nucleotides long. The record is from the annotation of a GenBank genome assembly. NCBI's taxonomy places the organism in Eukaryota, Viridiplantae, Streptophyta, Magnoliopsida, Brassicales, Brassicaceae.
AUGAUGCCAUCUUCGAAUGUCCGACAACGGUUUCUUCAAAGACUAACUGAGUAUAACAGGCAUGAGGUUGAGGUUGUAGGCGAUGAAAAUUGCCAAUUUCGAGCAACUGCUCACCAGCUCGGAUCUUCGGAGCUCCACAUGGAUGUUAGGGAACAGCUGAGAGAAAACCAAGCUUCGUACGAGGAAGUUGUUACAACGGAUUACAUACAAUAUUGUGAUGCGAUGGCAAGAGAUAUAGAGUGGGGUAAUCAUUUUACGUUGCAAGCCGCAUCGUAUAUGUUUGGUGUAGUCAUAAACGUGCUUUGUGUGGUGACAUCCACUAACUAUAUGAAUUUGGUUCAAGUGAGGCGGCAAGGCGAACAUGGCGAAGACUGCCGGUGA